AUGGCACCUCCCGCGGACCGCGAUAUCCUGCCCGAUACCAUAAAGCCACUCAACUAUGACCUGUCCCUCUACAAUCUCGAGUUUGGUGGGGACUGGAGCUACGAUGGCAUUGUCAAGGUUGACUCAAAAGUCAACCAGGAAACACAAGAGUUGGUUAUCAAUGUCAAAGAGCUAGAGAUUAAAAAUGCAGAAGUCCUUAGCAAAGAUGGUGGCUCUACUGUCACAUCAAUGGCCGAUGUAUCGUAUGACAAGAAGAGUGAGCGAGCGACAAUCAAAUUCUCAGAGAAAAUACCAUCUGGUGACGCUGUGUUUGCCAUUACAUUCAAGGGAAUCAUGAACAAUGCGAUGGAAGGCUUUUACCGGUCCAAAUACAAGCCUGCUGUCACUCCAGCUGCGGGCACUCCAACAGAUGGAGAGCACCACUACAUGUUCAGCACUCAAUUUGAAGCUUGUGCUGCUCGAAGGGCAUUCCCAUGCUUUGACGAACCAAAUUUGAAAGCAUCUUUCGAGUUUGAGGUCGAAAUCCCAGAGGACCUCGUCGCUCUCAGCAACAUGCCAGAAAAAUCCACCAACAAGGGAAGCAAGCAGGGUUUGAAAAAGGUAGCAUUUGAGAAGACGCCGGCUAUGAGUACAUACCUGGCGGCGUGGGCUAUUGGGGAUUUUGAAUAUGUCGAAGGCUUUACCGAACGCAAGUACAACGGCAAGCCCCUGCCGGUCAGAGUCUAUACCACUCGGGGGCUUAAAGAGCAAGGUCGCUUUGCGAUGGAACACGCCCACAAGACCCUCGACUACUUUUCCGACGUGUUCGGCAUUGAGUACCCCCUUCCUAAGUCAGAUCUGCUAGCGGUCCAUGAAUUCGCGAUGGGUGCCAUGGAGAAUUGGGGAUUGGUCACUUAUCGAACGACGGCUGUUCUAUACGACGAAGAGAAGUCAGAUGCCCGUUUCAAAAACAGAGUUGCCUACGUUGUUGCUCACGAACUAGCACAUCAGUGGUUCGGUAACCUGGUCACCAUGGAUUGGUGGAACGAGUUGUGGCUGAAUGAAGGGUUUGCCACCUGGGUUGGCUGGCUAGCUGUCGACCACCUUCACCCUGAGUGGAAAGUCUGGAGUCAGUUUGUGGCUGAAGCUGUCCAAACAGCUCUCGAACUCGACUCCUUACGUGCAUCUCACCCUAUCGAAGUCCCAGUCCGCAAUGCUCUCGAGGUAGAUCAGAUCUUUGACCACAUUUCGUAUCUCAAAGGGAGCUCUGUUAUCAGAAUGUUGAGCAACUACCUCGGCCAAGACAUCUUUUUGAAAGGUGUGGGUGACUAUCUCAAGAUCCAUGCUUACGGAAAUGCGAAAACCAACGACCUCUGGGCUGCCCUCAGUGCGGCCUCUGGGCAGGAUGUCCAAGCUUUCAUGGAUCCUUGGAUCCGCAAGAUUGGGUUUCCGGUGGUUACAGUAGCAGAAGAACCUGGCCAGAUAUCCAUCCGUCAAUCAAGGUUCCUGACCACCGGCGACGUCAAGGCCGAAGAAGACGAAACCACGUGGUGGAUUCCGGUUGGUCUUAAAACCGGUACUCCUGUCAAGAUUGUCCACAGUGCUUUGACUCGGAAGCAGGACACUGUUCGCGAGGUGGAUGAUGCGUUUUACAAAAUCAAUGCCGACCAGAGCGGCUUUUAUCGCACGAAUUACCCACCUCAACGGCUUAUCAAGCUCGGUGAAGCUCAUGAUCAGCUCUCGAUCGAAGACAAGAUUGGUCUGAUGGGUGAUGCCACUGCCUUGGCAGUUUCUGGGAACGGUACAACAGCUGCUCUUUUGUCUCUUCUUGAAGGCUUCAAGGGGGAAAAGAGCUUCUUGGUGUGGCAACAGAUUGCUAGCUCACUGUUGAAGGUGCGACAAGUAUUUGCAUCAAACAAGGAAAUUUCUGCAGCACUGAAGAAGUUCACCCUCAAAUUGGUCUCCCCAGCAGCAGAGGCAAUAGGCUGGGACUACCCUGAGGGUGAGGACUGGCUGACCGGUCAAUCGAGAAAACUCCUCCUCGCCACCGCUGCCGGCGCCGGCCACCAGGACAUCAUCUCUGAAGGACAAAAGAAAUUUGCAGCCUGGAAAUCCGGCGAUGAAAAGGCCAUUCAUCAAAACCUUCGAGGUGUGAUAUUCAACCUGGCGGUGGCAAAUGGCGGACAAGCAGAGUAUGACACCAUCAAGCAGGAAUUCAUCAAAACUACCAGUGUUGAUGGAAAGGAGAUCUGCAUUCAAGCGCUUGGCCGCUCAAAGAAAUCCGAACAUGCAUGGGACUUGCUAGAUUUUGUUACGUCGGAACAAGUCCCUCCACAGGACGCGCACGGAGGUAUCAUCGCUGUCUCCAAUAACAACGAAACCCGGGAUGUUGCUUGGGAGUAUACGAAGAAGAACUGGGCUCGCGUCUACAAACGAUUGGGAGUAACCAGUGUCAUUAUUGACAGAUGGGUCAAAUCGGGCCUGCCCAAGUACUCGGAUCUCAAGAUCAGGGAUGAUAUCGAACAAUUCUUCAAGGACAAGGAAACGGGGCAAUUCAGCAGGAGUUUGGUCAUCGUGCAUGAUACCAUAACAGGGAAUGCCGGAUACAAGGAUCGUGAUGAGGCGGAGUUGUUGGAGUGGUUGAAGGCACAUGGAUAUGCAUCGUAG
Molecule: messenger RNA, 2646 nt
Organism: Fonsecaea pedrosoi CBS 271.37
Lineage: Eukaryota; Fungi; Ascomycota; Eurotiomycetes; Chaetothyriales; Herpotrichiellaceae
Exons: 2
Coding region: 1-2646 (881 amino acids)
Biological process (GO): peptide catabolic process; proteolysis
Cellular component (GO): cytoplasm
Molecular function (GO): zinc ion binding; metalloaminopeptidase activity; peptide binding
Source: RefSeq, a predicted model, not a curated record